Molecule: messenger RNA, 504 nt
Organism: Pseudozyma flocculosa PF-1
Lineage: Eukaryota; Fungi; Basidiomycota; Ustilaginomycetes; Ustilaginales; Ustilaginaceae
Exons: 5
Coding region: 1-504 (167 amino acids)
Cellular component (GO): Golgi apparatus
Source: RefSeq, a predicted model, not a curated record
AUGGCGCAGUUUCUCGAUGUUGCGAUGAAGCUCCCGGAAAGGAUCCGAGGCCUUCGACAGGAGCGUCUCUCCUCGCUCCGUCCGCUCGGCGAGUUCUUUGACCACCAGCGCAUCAGCAGGCCCCAGGAUACCAACGAGGCCUUCCAGCGCAUCACCUACAACACCCGGCACUUUUCCGGCAACUACGCCGUCGUCAUCGCCUGCCUCGCCGUCUAUGGACUCCUCACAUCGCCGAUCCUGCUCGUGGCGAUAUUCUUCCUCGUCGGCGGCUUCUGGGCCAUCAACCGCUUUGCACCGGAACCCAUGCAAGUCGGCGAGCACGUCGUCACGCAGAAAUCGCUCUACACCGGCCUCUUUGUCAUCGGCCUGCCGUUACUCUGGUGGGCCAGCCCCGUCGCCCUCUUCUUCUGGCUUGUCGGAAGCUCGGCCUUUCUGGUCCUAGGCCACGCCGCCUUCAUCGAGCCCCCCGUCAGCUCCGAAUACACGGGCGUCGAGACUGUCUGA